Drosophila grimshawi is the source of this 2268-nucleotide messenger RNA. RefSeq names its product Bardet-Biedl syndrome 1 protein homolog (gene BBS1). Gene Ontology annotation, molecular function: smoothened binding; patched binding. Gene Ontology annotation, cellular component: centrosome; BBSome; axoneme. Lineage: Eukaryota; Metazoa; Arthropoda; Insecta; Diptera; Drosophilidae. The record is from RefSeq and is a predicted model, not a curated record. The coding region runs from base 22 to 1842 and encodes 606 amino acids. The transcript has 5 exons. Gene Ontology annotation, biological process: non-motile cilium assembly; protein localization to cilium.
UCAGAAGCAAGACUUAUUAAAAUGGCAACUGCAUCAGCAUCCAAUUGGCUACAUGUGGACAUCGGCGACGAAUCGCCGCAAGUCCUUUCAACUUUAUCCAGCUGUUUGACGCUCAGUGACGUCCAAUGUGAUGGAUACGUGCGGCUCCUGGCGGUGGACAUCUCCUUGGAGGAGGAUGAUGAGAUCAGUGCUAAGCUGAAAGUGUUUCGCGGACUGAAACUAAAGCAGGAGCAAUCACUGCCCGGUAUUCCAACUGCCAUUGAGAGCCUCUAUGUAGACGAAUCAGAGCCAAAGACGCCGGUAAUUGCAGUGGCCAUCGCAGAAUCCGUUCUGUUUUAUAGGCAUUUCAAGCCAUACUUUAAGUUUACCAUACCCGCCUUGGAUGCCGAAGAAUUGGAAUUGGAACUGUGGCGCAAACUGCCCGUUAUGAAACCGGAAACGCACCAGGAACUGCUGCAGUUGCUCAAGGAUGUUGAUCAUGCCAAAUUGUCACGUAAAACCCAACGCCUGCUGCAGCUGCCAGAGCAAGAGAGAGCCUCUUUCAUCAGCACUCACAAGGAUUCGCCCGUGGGCCGCAUCGGCAAUAUUGUGGCCAUGUGUUGUCUAAGGCGGGUGUCCAGCAAUGUCAAUCCCCCCUCGCACUUGGUGCUGGCCGUAGACACCGGUCGCGUAUUUGUUCUGGAGCCGCAGGGCUUCAAUUUGAUCUACCAGGCGAAAACGUGCAGCUAUGAGGCAGCUGUUCCAAGCCUAAUAUCCGUGCACGGGACUUAUGAGACGGAUUUUUGCAUUGUGAUUGGCACGCGCAAUGGCGGCGUCUAUUUGUUGCGCAAGUCCAGCAGCGAGGGACAGGAGAUCAUUAAGCUGUCGACACCGCUAACGGGUCUGAUACUGCUGCCCGUUGACCAGACAAUCGUUAUUACCUCCAUGGAGCCACGCUAUCUGUGCUACUCGAAGCGAGGCAAGCUGCUCUACCAGGUGCAACUGGAUGCGGCGCCCGUCUGCAUUUUGCCGCUGACGCUUACGCAUCUGGGCAUCACACUGGUGGCCGUGGCAAUGCAGGGCGGCCGAGUGAGUUUCUUUCUGCAACGCCAUGUUGUGGAUGAGUUUAUGAUGUCGCAGACGGUGGCAGCCAUGCUAUACGGUCGCAUGGGUAUGGAGGAUCAUGUCUUGACGCUGAUUACGCAAACAGGCGAGAUAAAUUUUAAGAUUCUGCGACGCGUCACACAUUUUGAGCCCGACAACAAAGUGCUGGCCUUGACCAGCAAAGGCUCAACAAAGUCGCACCCAAUUGUCGACUCCUCCAUAUUAGACAAGUCCAAGAAGAGCUCGAUAUUUGUGGAGCAGGCGGCGCGCGAAAAGCACCAGGCGAAAUCCAGCUAUGGCAGCUUUCAGGUGGAGCUGUGGCGUUUGCGGCACACUGCUGCACGUGCCACCUUAGAUGCCAUUAACUCCUCGGAGAGCACUAUUUCAGGUGAUCUGACGCAUGCGCCUGUCAAGCUUUCGGCAGAGGUUUGCGGCAGCGGACCCGCUUUUCGGCUUUACCUCACCGUUCAGAAUCUGUCCACAUUUAAGAUGGCCUCGAAUUUGGUGGUGCUGCUGCACGCAGAUCGACGUCACUACACCAUUCAGCAGUCCGUGGCAAGACUGCCCAGCGUUCUGCCUGGGAUACCGCUGCGCGUCGACUUUGAGGUUGUUGCCGUGCUGGAUGCUGUGGAUAAACUGCCACCGGCCAGUCUCACACCGGACAAUUCCCAGAUACGGGUGAUGCUGCUGAAGACAGGACAGACCAAGCCGCUCAUUGCAGCGGUUGUGGCCAUGCCGCAAUCGGAGGCAGCGUUUUAAAAGUGCUUCGCGAUUAAUUAGCUACUGUUUGUUGUUUUAGCAUUUAGGCGUAUUUGGGCGCAUAUUUCUCGUAGACCUUGAUGUAUGCUUCCUUGGCGGCAUCCUUGGACAAGCCCUUGUGUGAGCUCCAUGCCUCGUACAUGGCCUUCUUCUUCAGAUCCAGCAAGCCGGGCUUCUCAAUGUUGACAUCGCCAACGGUGGCCUGCUUGAAGAGACCGUAGAACUCGAGGAACUCGGCAUCUGUUGGCUUCUUGCUGAAGUUCUUGGCGAGUUCGCUUGCUUGCUCAAAGUUGACCAUGUUGCUUGGCUAGAGUACGAUACUGAGUGUGGCUAAAUGUUAUCCAGCUAGCUUCUAUUUAUAGUAAUCCAUUUUGGAACAAUCGUGUAAUUUAAUUAAAUUUAAAUUGUGCGCCAGGCUCAUGCUAA